CUAUGUAGGUUAUGUUUGUUAUUAUUAAUUGUCAAUAGCCCCGUAAAUAAAAUAUUUUUGUUUAAAACAUCCUUUGAUCAAUUAGUUAAAAAUGUCAAAUGAAUUGCCAAGCUGUUCGACAUCGUGUCAAACUGAAGACUUCAAAGAAUUGUCGCUUGUGCAAGGAAUUAAUGUGUGGGGAACGAACCAGAGUGUUUUAGAGGAACAGGCGUUAAAAGAACUCGAAUUAUUUUCAAAGGAAACAACCACUGCCACUGAUAAACUUGAAGAUGGUGAGAUUGAGGACAAUGUGCAGCAAACUAAAUCUACCUCGUUGGAUGUAAACAGCUACAUUAAACAACAGGAGGAGUUUAAGAAACGUAAGGAGCAACUUAAAUCGUCGCAGGUUAGUGAGCAAAGUAGAAAUGCAGCUGAGAAUAUUUGUAAGAAACAGAGAAUUCAUAAAGCAAAACGGAAAAGGAGUGUUAAUAACUAUGAAAGUAAGGUGGCAUCUAUAUCUAUCUGUGAAAAAAAUGAUAACACAGAAGAUAAUAAAAUAAGUGAAAUUGACAAAAAUGCUGACGAUGAGAAGUCUGGAAGUGAAUAUAUCCCUUCUGAUUUAGAUGAUAGUGAUUAUGAGCCCAAUCCAACAAAAACCACAGUUGAAAAAAUAGUUAAACAAAGAAAAAGUUUAAAGCAAAACUUUGACAAAGUGAAAGAUGAUGGAUUAAUUUCUUGUUACAAAGAAAGACUUCAUAAUUAUUAUACAAAAUUGGAGGAAGAAGCUGAAUUAAAAGCACUUGACCCAGAUGCUGAUGGUAAUUCUUCUGAAGAUGACAUUAAAGAGUUAAAAGGGGGGUUGAAAAUACCCAGAAAUGUAUGGGAGAGACUGUAUGGUUAUCAAAAAGAAGGUAUAAAGUGGUUAUGGAGCCUUCACACAAACGCAACUGGGGGUUUAUUGGGCGACGAAAUGGGCUUGGGUAAAACAGUACAGGUCAUUGUAUUCCUUCAUUCUUUGGAGUUUAGUAAAGUUGCAAGUCAUGGAAGGUUUGUUGGAUUGGGGGCUUCAAUAAUUGCAUGCCCCGCUACAGUCAUACAUCAAUGGGUGCAGCAUUUUCACGAGUGGGCCCCAGAAAUAAGGGUUGCUGUUUUACAUCAGUCAGGAACUUAUCAAGGAAAUAAAUCAAAACUUAUACGUGAAAUUCACGAAUGCAAGGGCAUAAUACUAACGACAUAUCUGGGAAUUUUAAAAUACAAAGGAAACCUAAUAGAACACAAUUGGCACUAUUUAAUACUCGAUGAAGGCCACAAAAUACGAAAUCCGGGGGCAAAAAUAAGCGUUGCAGUAAAACAAAUACGAACGCCGUAUCGUUUGAUGUUGACCGGCAGUCCGAUGCAAAAUAACUUGACCGAAUUGUGGAGUUUGUUUGACUUUACCAAUCCCGGAAUGUUGGGAAAUUUGCAGGUUUUUACGGAACAUUUUGCCAAUCCUAUUUUGCAUGGGGGCUUCGCAAAUGCUACACCAAUGCAGGAAGCCACUGCCUUAUCAGUGGCAUUAACUCUAAAAAACGUCAUAGAUCCUUAUUUACUAAGAAGAACAAAAGCCGAAGUCCAACAUCACAUUUUGCUUCCAAACAAAAGCGAACAAGUUCUUUUUUGCUCCCUUACAAAAGAACAAAAGGACCUUUAUAAAGGAUAUUUAAUGAGCGAACAAGUUAAUUCUAUAUUAGGAAGAGGUGUACAAAAAUGGUAUUCUGAUAAGUACUUAAGAGGGAGCGUAUUGGUAGCUAUUACAACUCUAAGGAAAAUUUGUAAUCAUCCUGACCUUUAUUUGUAUGACACGGAGGAUUAUAAUCAGGAUGUGGAAAACACUCCAGUAGAAGAAAAGUUUGGGUUCUACAAGCGAUCGGGAAAAAUGGUUGUGGUGUCGGCCCUGUUGAAAAUAUGGAAGAAACAAAAACACAGAGUGCUUUUGUUUACUCAAGGUCGCGCUAUGAUUACGAUUUUUCAGGAAUUUUUAGAACAACAUGGGUAUACAUAUGUAAAAAUGGAUGGAAGCACAUCAAUAAGCACUCGCCAGCCUCUCAUAGACAAAUUUAACAACGAUGAUUCGAUUGAUGUAUUUCUUUCCACAACAAGGGUUGGUGGGUUAGGUGUAAAUUUAACAGGUGCAGAUAGAGUUAUUAUCUACGAUCCUGAUUGGAAUCCUGCUACAGACACACAAGCAAGAGAAAGAGCCUGGAGGAUUGGCCAGGAUAAGCAGGUUACAGUAUACAGAUUGGUUUCAGCAGGAACUAUAGAGGAAAAAAUGUAUCAAAGACAAGUAUGGAAACAACUUCUCAGCAACAAGAUAUUAAUUGACCCGAAAACGCAUAGAUUUUUUAAAUCUUCCGAUCUCUACGAUUUAUUUUCCCUUCAGGAAUCGCCUGAGAAUAACGAAACAGCAAAUAUUUUCCACGAUUCCAGGGUGAAGAUCCAGGAGAGAAUUCAGAAUGAAACGAAAACAAAAAGAAAUAAAAAGAAGUCAAUGGAAGUCCCAACAGAAGAUCUGAAAUUCACUGAUGAUAAAAUACAAGCUAUGAAGGAUUUGGCAAAGAAAAUCUCUGCAGGUAUGACAGGGAAAAAAGAGGAAGUUAAGAAGACCGGUUAUCAAAAAGAGCUGGAUGAAGAAAGACAGAAAAAAUUAAAAGAGAAAGCGGAGCUAAAGAAAUUAACACCAAUGGAAUUGAUUAUUUACAACAGAAAAAAGGCUGAGCAAAAACAGCAAGAAGCUUUAAAUAAAAUUGAUGACUUGGAUACUAAUGCGAGUUUUUCCAAAGCUUUGGAGUUUUCUGAGAAAACAUCAAAAUUGUAUCAUGAUUUAACUUUAAAGAAAAUCAAAGAAAUUGAUGUAAAAAAUAAUGAAGAAGAAAAAAAGGCCGAAAAACCUGAGAAGAUUAAAAGGAAAAGAUCUGAAAGUGAAGACGAAGAAAAUCCAAGGAAGAAACAUAAAAAGAAAAGUAAGGAUAAAUCUAAAAAUGUCAUUGUUGAUACGUCAAGAAAAGUGGAUGGGGAAGAAAUUGAAGGACUUGUUAAAAGUGAAAUCACAAAGAAAAAGAAGAAAGAGAUGGAAAAGUCCAGAAAAGAAGACAACUUUGUUUUAGAGAAACUAUUUUCCAAAAAAGGUGUAUCUGGAGCCUUAGAGCAUGACACAAUAAUGCAAGGUAAGAGGCCUGAAAACUCCCUUAGAAUUCAUACAGAGGCCAAAAAUAGAGCCACAAAAUCACUGGAGGCUCUAAGAAAAUCUAGAGUAGAUAAUUGGAGAUGGUGAAAAUAUUUUUUUGUUUAUAUUUUUUUAACU
Brassicogethes aeneus is the source of this 3319-nucleotide messenger RNA. NCBI's taxonomy places the organism in Eukaryota, Metazoa, Arthropoda, Insecta, Coleoptera, Nitidulidae. The record is from the annotation of a GenBank genome assembly.